AUGCAACAACGUUGUUGGACAUUGUUCUCGUCUAUCUGCUUCAUUUCCAUUAUCAUCAUUAUAUUAACAAAGAAUCCCUCAUCACAAACUUGGCUGCAGAAUCCGUCAUUUACAUUUAAUAUCACUCAAAUGAACGAAUGUCACCAUGUUGUCAGGCCAUUCUUUCGCUUCUUAUGUGAAAAAAACCAUUCGUUACGGUCAGUUCAAUUAUCAACGGAUUCGAAUGAUCACGUCUGUUAUCAGCUUUAUUCCAAGAACAAACAUGCCGACUUAUUUGCACGUGUCCAACUUCACUUCCAACCGUUCUCCAAUCGAAAGAUGCUUUUCACCGAUAUCGAAAACUUGUCCAAUUCGUGUUUGAGCUGCCAUCAUAUUCAAAUCAUUCAGAACAAACUGUAUAUCAUCCCUAGACCGAAUGCUUUCAAUUAUCAAACUCGCAGUCGUAGUGUGAAACUACUAAUCAAACAGAUGAUGGACACAUUUCCAAACAUUCCUGACCUCGACUUAUUCUUUCAUGUUGAUGACGCAGUAGAAUUACCAAAUGGAUUGAAUGAUGUGCGUUUCAAUGUACCCAUCUUUGCUUUUACAAAAACCAACAAAACAAAACGAGGCGUACGACCGGAUGCCAUAAUUCCCAUGCCGUGUUUCACAUUAUGGAGUUGGCCUGAAGUACGAGCAGAUGCCGUAAUCCCGAUGCCAUGUUUUACAUUAUGGAGCUGGCCUGAAACGCGUGCUGGUCGUUGGAUAGACCGAUCCCAGUCUAUUGUCAGUGCAGCACAGAAGAUAGGCUAUAAGAACCGAAUCCCCAAAUUAUUCUGGCGCGGAGUGUGGAAUUGGAAACGACUUUGGUACAUCGAUCUAGCGAAGGAAAAUCCCGAUAUCAUGGAUAUGAAGGACGUCAAUUGGAAUGCGACUGCGAAUGGUGUUGCUCAUCGACCGUCGAACGCAUACGUGACGUUGGAAGGACAUUGUGAUUACAAGUAUUUAGCACAUCUGGAAGGAAGUUCAUAUUCAUCUCGAUUGAAAUAUUUGCUGCUCUGUGGUUCGCCAGUCGUCUAUAAUCCUGUUCAAUACUGGGAAGAAUAUUGGUAUCAUUUACUGAAAGAUCGUGAAAAUAUUAUUGUUUUUGAAUCAGCUCGAAACGAGGCAGCGCUCAAGAAAUUGCUUGAUCAUUUUUCGCAUAACGAGAACAAAAUGAAGAGAAUAGGCCAAAAAGGACAACAGUUGGUAUUGGAAUAUUUAAGCGAACAUGCAGUCAGCUGUUAUUGGUGGAAACUAAUGCAUGAAUACGCUAAGCUUUUAGGAUAUCAACCAAUAUUACAUCCUGACGCUAUCCAUAUCGAUGAUUUUCUCAUUGGAACUUUAUCUUGA
Messenger RNA from Adineta ricciae, 1371 nucleotides. Lineage: Eukaryota; Metazoa; Rotifera; Eurotatoria; Adinetida; Adinetidae. The record is from the annotation of a GenBank genome assembly.